Molecule: messenger RNA, 2401 nt
Organism: Cyprinodon variegatus (sheepshead minnow)
Lineage: Eukaryota; Metazoa; Chordata; Actinopteri; Cyprinodontiformes; Cyprinodontidae
Gene: dennd2d
Product: DENN/MADD domain containing 2D
Exons: 17
Coding region: 192-1937 (581 amino acids)
Cellular component (GO): cytosol; nucleoplasm
Source: RefSeq, a predicted model, not a curated record
CACCAACCGCGCAUUUCAUCAGCAGCACUUCCUCAUGCGUGUGCACUUGCCUCUUCAUUACUGUUUGACACUGCACAGCAUAUUCUGUGCAUUUCUUUGCAUGUUGGUUGGUGAGUAGAUACAAUCAGACUCAUGCCAAGGGUCUAACAUUGUCACUGGAUCCAGUGGACACAUCUACCUCCCCAGGACAAAUGGACAAGACUUCAGGGAAAGGACAGGUGGAAAAUGAACAGAUUAUUUCUCCCAACACACGAAGGACUUUUCGUUUCUCAUCUCUUCGCAUCAAAAAAAGGCACAACAGUGAGGAUGAGGGGGGAUUUGAUCGAAGGAGAGGGUUGGCGUCUUUUUCAUCAGCUCGAGAAUCAUCCAGAAAAGUUAUAGAUGAAGACGGCCCCUCAGAAGGACGACGGGUUCAAGAGCUGCUGAAGAAAUUUGGUGAGCAGCCCAAAGAAAACCUCACCACCUCUGAUGUGCCUGGAAAACGCAGUGCUACACCACCCAAUGAGGAUGAUGGACGACCAGGGGCCCUCAAGAGGUUUAGUGCUUUGUGGCCCUCCUUUCGAAAAGGCAGAAAAGACAAAGUCAAAGACCCUGAGCCUGAGGCGGAGCAGAACCUGCCAGUCGUUGACAAUGUGUCCAUGCAACCCCGCCGGGUCAGUGGCCAGUACUUCUUUGAGUAUCUAGUGGUGGUCAGCCUUAAAAAGAACAAAGAUGGCAGCAGCUAUGAACCUCAGAUUACCUACCAGUUUCCUAAGAGAGAUGUAAUGGCCAAAUAUCAAAAGGAGGACGAGGAGAAGACCCUGAAGGCCAUCUCUCUAUUCUGUUUCCCAGAGGGCAUCAACUGGGCUCCUUUAACAGAGUAUCACAGUGAGACCUUCUCCUUUGUUUUGACUGAGAUUGAUGGCAGUAGAAGAAAUGGAUACUGCAGAAGGUUACUGCCAAAAGGAAAAGGAGCUCGGCCUCCAGAGGCUUACUGUAUCAUCAGUUCACUGGCUUGCUUCGGCCUCUUCUCUAAGAUAUUUGAUGAAGUGGAGAAGCGGCGGCAGAUCUCCAUGGCCUUGAUCUACCCAUUCAUGCAGAAGCUGAGAGAGGCUUCAUUCCCGGCUCCCGGUCAAACAGUGGAGAUUAAGAGCUUCAUUCCUGAGUCGGGCACUGAGAUCAUCCAUCUGACCCGACCUUUGGACUCUUGGCUGGAACACGUCAACUUUUGCACGCUGUUCGAUUGCCUGACAGACGAGGAGGUGCUGCAGGUGUUUGCUGCUGCUGUUCUGGAGAGACGGAUCAUUUUUAUAGCAGAAGAACUAGGGACAUUGUCUCAGGUCCUUCACGCUGUUGCUGCCCUCCUGUAUCCUUUCACCUGGCAGCACACCUUCAUCUCCAUCGUUCCAGAAAUCCUGAUUGACGUGGUGAUGGCUCCCACACCCUACCUGCUGGGGGUCCAGAAGCGCCUGCUGGACCAAGUCACCGACCAGAAUGAUUUACUGGUGGUUGACUUAUCGAAGAACAAGGAGAAGACUUUCCUGGUGACUAUUGGUGACGAGGAUUCAAUUCUUCCCCCAAAGCUUCAGGCAGAAAUACUGGAUGCUAUUGGUCAGAGAAAAAAAGUUUCAAAUUUGGAGGAGGUUAAGAAGGUGGAGGAAGUGAACCGCGUGGUGUCGGAAGCCUUCCUCCAUUUUUUUGUUCGAACCGUUGGCCAUUACGCCUCCUAUGUCAAAUACUCAAAAGAAGGCCCCGGUGAGUUUGAGAAGAGACGCUUCUACAAGGCCAUCGAGUCCAAGACCACCCGACACUUUGUCAAGAAGUUCAUCCAGACGCAGAUGUUUGACCUGUUUAUUCAGGAGGCGGAACAGCAGCAGCCGCUGGGGCAGCCUCAAGGAAUAUUUCACAGAAAGAUCGCCGAAUAUCAGAAGAAAAGCGAGAAAUCGAAGAAACACUAGCUGACACUUUGGGACUCUGGGUGUAAAUAUAUCUAUAAAUAGUAGGAGCGUAGAUAGGAAAAGAUGUGAAUAUUGCACUGUGUUUUUUUAAUUAUUUUUAAGUUUGGUUUAAUAUAAUUAUUUGUCAAAGUGUGAAUUACUGUAUGACCGUGGUGCUGCUACUCACAGUGUCAAACACUGGCGUAUGGGAAACUUCUGACAGUGAGGUGAAUUUUAGACUGUGGCCUCCUUUUGGACGCUAAUGAACAGGAAAAUCAUUUCUUAUAUAGAUUUAAUUCAGUCCAUGGACCUUCUGAUGUGAUUUUAAUGCUUGAGGAGUUUAGUUUUAGGAUGCAUCCAAUGUUUACUUUCACUGUUGUUACUGUAUAGAGUCUCAAAUUUUAUGUAAAAACUGAAUUCUUCAGUGUGUAUAAAUGAAAAUGUUUCUAAAAUUCCUUCCAAUUAAAAAAAUCAGAUGAAAUAAA